Molecule: messenger RNA, 3583 nt
Organism: Drosophila obscura
Lineage: Eukaryota; Metazoa; Arthropoda; Insecta; Diptera; Drosophilidae
Gene: Ets98B
Product: DNA-binding protein D-ETS-4
Exons: 6
Coding region: 675-2201 (508 amino acids)
Biological process (GO): cell differentiation; regulation of transcription by RNA polymerase II
Cellular component (GO): nucleus
Molecular function (GO): DNA-binding transcription factor activity, RNA polymerase II-specific; sequence-specific DNA binding
Source: RefSeq, a predicted model, not a curated record
CUCGGCGAACGGUUCAGAGCGGACGGAUUUGAUCGAUAUACAUACUGUAUAUAUAUAUAUAUGUAAACAGAGAGCGAAAGAAAGAGAGAGAGGUAGACAGAGACAGCUACAGUGCGAAGAUAGAAAGAGCAACAAGUUUGCAAGUGGAAAUUUUAAUAACGAAAUGCAGUGAAUACCCGUCCCGUGCCGUCCCGUCCAACGAGUGCCACAAACAAAAAGCCUGGACUUGAAAUCAAAACCGAAAUACUCGUAAAACAUCAAAAUCAUAAUUAAAUCAAAAAACUAAAACAAAUCUUUGGCUCAUUAUGAGCACAAAAGACAGAAACAGUGUGAAACCAACGAAAAUCCACAAAAGCGAGAGCCAAAAGAGCCCCAAACACAUCGUGAAUCUAGUUUAAAAUUUUUAAAAAAUCCAAAAAAUAAUCGACAACAAGUGAAAGAGCCGAACAACAGAGACGGAUAGAGCGGAGGGUGCCGCUUGCGCCGACAGCCAGAACGAGACGGCCGAACGACAGACCGAGACUUUCGCAGUUGAGGUUGAUUUUUGCAUGCGCUACAGCAACAGCUAGAGCCACAGAGAGACAUCUGGAAGACAGCCAGAGUCCAGAGCCCGAAGAAUUGUUAUUAACCAGACAGGCAGAAGGGAAAACCAACCACACGCACACCGCACAGAAAUGGAGUACGAGAAAAUGAUGUACCUGGCAAAUAACAGCGAGAUGUCGCACAGUCCCCAUCUGAAGCCACAACCGUUCCAGGCCCUGACACCGCCGGACCAGUACUCCGCCUAUGCGGAUAACUUUGAUCUGUCGCUGCUGCCGCAGGACGCCGGCAUACCCACCACGGUUUACCAGUAUAACGCGCCACAGAUUAAGAUCGAGUGUGCCUGGGACAGACAACAGCAACAACAGCAACCGGCACCGGCCUAUGCCUCUUCCGGCCAUCAGUUGACCCCUCCGCCGGCCUAUCCACACAGCGUGUAUCCCUCCCCCCAGUCGUCGCCCCUGCAGUCGGAGUUCGCCUCGUUUGGGGGCUACGGAAAGUUCCACGGCAGCUACGACUGCCUGAGCAGCCCCUCGCCCUCGUUGGAUGCAACGAGCAUCAAGCAGGAGCUGCACAUCCUGCCGCCCUCCCCGCCAGAGUCCAACUGUGAGACACCCUCGCCACGCUCCGCCUGCAGCGAGAGCAUUAAGGCAGAGCCGCUGGACUCGGACAUUGAGAGCUUCAUCGAUCUGAACGCCCUUCUCCAGCAGCAGCAGCAGCAGUUGCAGCCGGACACCAAGCCCGACCAUCAGCUGUUGCGCGAGUGCCUGGAGGACACGACGUUCCAGAAGAAGCACAACCUGCGGCCACUGGCCCUGGAAUCCUUCAUCGGCGGCUUGGCCGAGGUGCGCGGGGACUUUGAGCCUGUCAUUUCGCUGGCGCUGGAGCAUGCCAAGCGGGAGGCCGAUGCCAUCUGCAUGGAGCUGCAAAUAUCGCAGGAUCCAAAUGCAUGGACACCCCCGCAAGUGCACGCCUGGCUGCGAUCCACCUUGGCACAGUUCAAGCUGCCGCCGGCCGCCAAUUUGGAGCUAAAGUUCUGCGAAGACGGUGCCUCAUUGGCAUUACUCAGCGAAGAGGAAUUCAUGCGUCGACUGCCACAGAGCGGGAGCACACUGCAUGCCCAAUUGGAGAUAUGGAAGAUGGCCUAUGCCGAUCAGCCGAAUAGCCAGAUCCAGCAGCAGCAGCCAGGCCUCGAUCUGUGGCCGACAGCUAGCUAUCCGAUGCUCAACCUGGACGACUACAAUGGGGACAGCGAAGACGAUGAGGAAAUGGAGGCGGAGGCUACUGUAGCCCCUACACCCACGCCCACUCCCGCAGUGACCGCAGCUGCCACAGCGACUUCCACACCAGUGAAGCGCACCAGUGGCGGGCGCACUGGCGGCGGCUCCCACAUCCAUCUGUGGCAGUUCCUCAAGGAGCUGCUGGCAUCACCGCAGGUGAACGGCACCGCCAUACGCUGGAUAGAUCGCACCAAGGGCAUCUUCAAGAUCGAGGACUCGGUGCGGGUGGCCAAGCUGUGGGGUCGCCGCAAGAACCGCCCGGCCAUGAACUACGACAAGCUGUCGCGCUCCAUCCGGCAGUACUACAAGAAGGGCAUCAUGAAGAAAACGGAGCGGUCGCAGCGCCUGGUCUACCAGUUCUGCCAUCCCUACAACCAGUAGAGAGGAGGCCAGGAGGCCUGGCACUCGUAUCCAGAUCGCGUAGUUCUAAGGGUAUUUAUUUGCUAGCAUAGCCACCUGUCCCACCUGUCCGUAUCCCCCCCCAUUCCACGCUCCGACUAUGCCCGACUAGCCUUGUGGGUCUAGCGGGUUCUAGUUCCUGUACAUACACAAUCUUUAUAGCGCACGAAGGUAAGUUCGUGCAUCGAUUAAGUUUGGCUCUAGCUCGUAGGCUAAAACCAUUGCCCCGCAUGGCGAAGGUAAGUUCGUCGGAGGGCAGAGGUUUUAAGCGCAAUCCAUCAUAAUGUAAAUCUAAUCUUGCCCUGCGGCUGGGCGUGGCUGUUGGCCCAUCGCUGCAGGCAUAUGUUUGACUUACUGCCGACAUCUUUAUUCAAAUGCUGCCCGCUCAUGCAGUGGUUAAUCAAUGUGCACCCACGUGUGUGUCACUGCUGUGUGCUGCUUGCUGCUGCCAGGAGCUGGGGAGGCGCCAGAAGUGGGGGACCACCACUAGUAGCCUGAGGCGAAACUUGGUUAAAAGUCGAACCACUCAACGCUCUCCUCAGAGGCACUGCAGCAAGCGGCAGCGGCAGACACCCACUGCUGGGCAGCAUGAAGGUGUUGCGGUAAUUUUAGGAACCAUAUAUCUAUGAUAUAUCAAAAGUAAGUUCUAUGAACAACUUAAUAACCGAACAAAAUGUUAAUACUCUAGACUCUAAGGCAAGCGAUUAGUUGUAGGACUCCUUGAAAGUUUUUUCUCUUCAAAACAAUUACCGGGAAAAGUUAAAAAACUUUCGACCCUCCCUCCCCCUAGGCCUAGGCGAGAGACGCCUGGGAGACGCUCCAUAAACAAAUAUCAAUAUCAAUUAUUUAUUCUGUAUAGUACUCCGGUGGUGGAUCAAUUUAGACAUUUAUAGUGUUAAUUUUAUUACGAUUAUUAUCUGCAGUUUGCAUUGUUUACCCCCCUAAAGUUUGCAUAGUUUCCAGUUUCCAGUUUCGUGUCUGUGUCGGGUAUUUAGUUUAAGUUAAUUUUAAUAUUUAUUUGUGGGCACCCUCCCCUGUCGAGUGGCGGCCAAAAAGUCAAUUAUUUGGCUUCUAUUUGCAUGGAGUGGAGAGCAGUGUUAACGUUAAUGCUGGCGCUUUUAAUUGAAUUAUGCAUCGGCCAAUCGACUCGAUUCAUUCGGCUCGGCGUUGCCUUAUUUGUUAACCAAACAGCAGAAUAUUUAUCAGCAUAUUACACAUAUAAUUAGGAUACUGUACUGUACUGUCUGCGCGGCAGCCAGAUUUAUGCACUUUACACUUUUUGCGACACUCCAAUUAUUUAUUUAUUUAUUCAACUAACAUAUUGUCAUGCCGAUACGCUAUCCGAUAAAUAAAAAGUCACACAA